This is a messenger RNA of Epinephelus lanceolatus (giant grouper), 2474 nucleotides long. It is a transcript of the gene colgalt2a, whose product is annotated as collagen beta(1-O)galactosyltransferase 2a. Gene Ontology annotation, molecular function: procollagen galactosyltransferase activity. The record is from RefSeq and is a predicted model, not a curated record. NCBI's taxonomy places the organism in Eukaryota, Metazoa, Chordata, Actinopteri, Perciformes, Serranidae.
UCGUGUGUGUGAGAAACUAUCUCUCUCUCUCUCCCUGACUUGCACCAGUCUGAGGCUACAGAGACAUCAAGGUGCCCUGCUGGAAUAAUGCCUCUUGGAUUUGUGGGAUUCAGAUUAUAUUUCAUGAUUUUAGCAGGAGAGUUUUUCCUGCAUACGGACGGCACAGAGGAGCUGUCAGCUGAUCGUCUCCUCCAACCGGCCCAGCAGGAGUCCUCUGUGCUGAAGCCCACAGUGCUGAUCACCAUCCUUGCCCGCAAUGCACAGCACAGCCUCCCUUAUUUCUUAGGAUGCAUUGAGAGACUGGACUAUCCAAAGGACCGUGUCACCAUCUGGGCGUCCUCUGACCACAGUGUGGACAACAGCACAGCCAUGCUUCACGAGUGGCUCAGAGGAGUUCAACACCUUUACCACUCAGUGGAGUGGAGGCCUGCAGAGCAACCGAGCUCUUAUGCAGAUGAGCAGGGUCCCAAACACUGGCCUGACUCUCGGUUCACCCAUGUGAUGAGGUUAAAACAGGCGGCACUCAGAGCUGCCAGACGACUAUGGGCUGACUACAUACUGUUUGUGGACAGUGACAACUUGCUGACAAACCCUCAGGUGCUUUCUGACAUGAUAGCAGAGAAUCUGACAAUUGUGGCUCCAAUGCUGGAAUCAAAGAGCCUUUAUUCCAACUUCUGGUGUGGCGUGACUCCUCAGGGCUACUACAGGCGAACCCCAGAGUAUGUUCCCAUCCGUAAAUGGAAGUGGCUGGGCUGCUUUGCUGUCCCCAUGGUGCACUCCACCUUCCUGCUGGACCUGAGGCGCAGAGCCAGCCAAGCAUUGGCGUUCCACCCUCCUCACCCCCAGUACCCCUACAAUGUUGAUGACAUCAUGGCCUUCGCUUUCUCUUCACAGCAAGCAGGGGUUCAGAUGUACGUGUGCAAUAAGGACCAUUAUGGAUACUUACCAGUGCCUCUUAAACAAGACCAGACACUGGAGGAAGAAGAGGAGAGUUUCACCCACACACUGACGGAGGCUCUCAUUGCCUACACCAUGGAGCCUUCACAGUAUGUGCACACUUUGCCUAAAGAACCAGGAAAGAUGGGAUUUAAUGAGAUCUAUCUGAUCAAUCUGAAGCGCCGCUCAGACCGGCGGGACAGGAUGUUGAGUUCUUUGGCUGUCCUCGGCAUCGACGCCACACUGACAGAAGCUGUGGAUGGCAAAGCCUUGAACUCCUCUCAGCUGCUGGCCAUGGGUAUAGACAUGCUGCCUGGGUACAAAGACCCAUACUCAGGCCGUGUGCUGACUAGAGGGGAGAUCGGCUGCUUCCUCAGCCACUACAACAUCUGGAAACAGGUGGUGGAGCAGGAACUGCAGCAGGUGCUCGUGCUGGAGGAUGAUGUGAGAUUUGAGCCGAGGUUUAGCAGCAGACUGGUGGCUGUCAUGGAAAAUGUACAGCGAGUGGGGCUUGAAUGGGACCUCAUUUACGUAGGCCGUAAGCGGCUGCAGGUGAAGGAGCCAGAGCACUGGGUGAAGGGAGUCAGCAACCUCGUGUACCCAGACUACUCCUACUGGACCUUGGGUUACGUCCUCUCACUGAGCGGAGCCCGGAAACUCCUGCAGGCAAAACCUCUGAACAAAAUGCUGCCUGUUGAUGAGUUCCUACCCAUCAUGUUCAACAAGCACCCCAAAGAUGAGUACAUGCAGCAUUUCGAGCAGAGGGACCUGAGAGCGUUUUCAGUGGAGCCUCUGCUGCUCUUCCCCACACACUACACCGGCGAGCCCGGCUACUUCAGCGACACAGAGACCUCCACCAUCUGGGACGACGAGGCCGUGGAAACAGACUGGGACAGAGAGGGGGCCAAACAGCGGCGUGACACUGAGGAAGUAGGGUUUGGACCUGAGGCUCCUCGCUCUGCUCGUGGUGGCGUGCCUCCUCUCUCUGCCAGUGCAAACAGAGAUGAACUCUGAGGCCAUGUCAUGUCAUGUUACACACUAUGGCCAGCUGAAUAUCCUCAGGGGGGGCCGUGGGGCACCAAUUAGCAACUGGGCCCCUAUUCAACUUUAUUCCUCCCCCUUUCUGUGCAGUGUGAAGAGUUUUUCUAAGAUGGAGGACAUUAUCUGUGUUCUGUGUUCUUUGGAAGAAAGCUAAUAGUAAGGAAUAAAAACUUGUUGAUACAGGGUUUCAGUGGUACAGUUUUUCAAACAAAUUUUCAAUUUAAUUAGCAAAAGCCAGUUAAGCCUCUUAUGUUUGGAGCUUUCGGGGGCCCACAAGCUGUGCACCCCCAGUGCAGUUGCUAUAGUGGUAAUUCAGCCCUCUGUACAUCAAGCAGCCCGGUCACCAGAAUAUAAUGUCGGCACUGCAAACCCCGGGUUAUGUAUAUUUACACGUUUUAUACCUACAGUAUGAAGUACUUUUGAUUACAUGUCUAUGAGCUGAGUUUCUCAUCAAGGGGAGGAAGGGAUGGUGGAUGGUGUGACACACAAGCAGCAAA